AUGUCAACAUCUACACAACCUAGUAAAUUACACAAUCCUACUGCAUACCAUUUGAUGGCUUCAUCCAAUAAUACAAGUAACCAAGAUUGGUCAUCAUCAUCCACACAGCCUGUCGAUUACAGUAGCAGUGGGGAUGACUUUGCAGCCACAGGGGGUUCCAUUCACGACUUUGAUGAUUUCGAAUACACGACUCACAGCCAUAAAAAACACGUCCAUCACAACAACAACAGCCUUCUUCAACACCAACAGCAGCAGCAACAGCAACACCAUCAUCACCCAUAUAGCCAAGCACGAUAUCUUAUGGAAGAUGAUUACUAUAAUCCCGCAGCAGCACAAGCACAAGCACAAGCAGCAUCGUCGUCGUCAUUUUAUGACUCGCCUCCACCGCGCAUGGUGGCACGACAUCCAUUCCCCAUGUCUGCACCGGCAGAUAUCGGGCUCAGUGAUUUGUACAACAUGAACCCUGCGGUGGCCUUACCACAACAGCAACAACAAUUUGACGCUUCUACUGGUGGUAGUUUACAGGAUGAUUAUGCAAUGCAGAUGAAUCUUCAGCUUAUGAUGGAAAAGAAACGACGACGACGAGAAUCUCACAAUGCAGUGGAAAGGAGGCGUCGGGAAAACAUCAAUGAUCGUAUCCAAGAAUUGGGAAGCUUGUUACCUGAGCCCAUGCUUGAGGAAUGUAACAGCAAUUGUGCAGGUGGUACAAGCAACAAACCCAACAAGGGGGCCAUUCUACGUAAAUCCGUGGAUCAUAUUCGUUUGCUACAACAAGACGUCAACACCUAUCGGCACCGCAUCCAAGAACUUGAAAGUGUUCUUAACAAGAUUCAACAGCAAAAGAGGAACAGUGUUUGA
This is a messenger RNA of Lichtheimia ornata, 858 nucleotides long. RefSeq lists its product as uncharacterized. NCBI's taxonomy places the organism in Eukaryota, Fungi, Mucoromycota, Mucoromycetes, Mucorales, Lichtheimiaceae. The coding region runs from base 1 to 858 and encodes 285 amino acids. The record is from RefSeq and is a predicted model, not a curated record. Gene Ontology annotation, cellular component: nucleus. The transcript has 3 exons. Gene Ontology annotation, molecular function: RNA polymerase II cis-regulatory region sequence-specific DNA binding; protein dimerization activity; DNA-binding transcription factor activity, RNA polymerase II-specific. Gene Ontology annotation, biological process: regulation of transcription by RNA polymerase II.